AUGUCGGCCGUCUUGUUCCUGGGAGUGAGGACUUCCGUCUUCCAUAGUAGUCAUCCGAUCGAGAGGGGUUUCCUCUUUCUUCCGUUCAUCUAUGCCCUCACGACUGCCGCCAACGUCGUCUCCAUCUUCACCGACGCCCCCCCAUGUACGCUCUUCGUCUUCCGUGCCGUCGGCUCCCGUAGACCGACCGAUUGA
This is a messenger RNA of Darwinula stevensoni, 195 nucleotides long. The record is from the annotation of a GenBank genome assembly. Lineage: Eukaryota; Metazoa; Arthropoda; Ostracoda; Podocopida; Darwinulidae.